GAAGUGCGUUCUACCUCGGCGGCCUCGCUGACCGCGCGCGGGUGUAGCGUGGGCCUCACGUGGGUCUCCGGUCAUGGCCAGCUGGGUGUUCUGUAAUCUCUGUUUCCAGCCGCCGCAUAGGAAGUCGUCCUUCAGCCUCACCAGCUGCGGGCACGUGUACUGCGACUCUUGCCUCCGCAAAGGUAAAAAGGAUGAAUGCUUGAUCUGUCAAGUUCCGUGUCAUACAGUUUUACUUUCAAAACAUACUAACUCCAAUAUCCAAGCAUUCUUUCUGAGCAUAGAUGGUCUGUGUAAGAAGUAUUCCCAGGAAACCUCUCAGAUUUCAGAAUUUCAAGAAAAACACAGGAGGAGACUGGUGGCCUUCUAUCAAGAAAAGAUUUCUCAGUUGGAAGAGUCCCUCAGAAAGUCACUGCUACAAAUCAAGCAACUACAAAGUAUGAGGUCAUCACAUCAAGCAGCUUUCAACACAAUCAAAUCUUCUGUUUCAACAAAGCCAAAUGGAUACCUCUUGCUGCCACCCAACUCUUCACUUCCUGACAGAAUAGAAUCAAUGGAAAUUGACCUGACUCCUCAAGCAAGAAAGCCUGAGAUGGCAGCAGGCCCUUCAAGAAUCUCUCUGAUUAGUCCACCUCAGGAUGGACGCAUGGGCAGUGUCUCCUGCCGGGGACCCCAGCAUCUCAACUUAACACCCAGCCAUGCAAGCAUGAAGACGACCACGGCUAUCAGAGUCCCACCAUUGCAGAUGCCCUUCAAGGAACGAUCACCAGCUUCAGCAUCACAGCUGUCUAGCAGAGCAGCACAAGGGCCUUCUCCCAGCAUUAGUGGCUCAUGGACUGGACUACCCAGGCAGCCCAUCAGCAUUUCUGGCCUGCUGCAGAGGCAGUGUGCAGGGUCAGCAUCCCCUGGAGGGAUGGACACUGAGAAGAUGAACCCAUUCUUGCCCUCCACACCUGCAAAUCUACGCUCUACAGCCAGCCCUUGGCAUGUGUAUGUUCAUCGGUAAAUAUCAC
Messenger RNA from Chionomys nivalis (European snow vole), 1010 nucleotides. It is a transcript of the gene Rnf212, whose product is annotated as ring finger protein 212. Gene Ontology annotation, biological process: protein sumoylation; reciprocal meiotic recombination; homologous chromosome pairing at meiosis. The record is from RefSeq and is a predicted model, not a curated record. The transcript has 12 exons. Gene Ontology annotation, molecular function: SUMO transferase activity. Gene Ontology annotation, cellular component: synaptonemal complex. Lineage: Eukaryota; Metazoa; Chordata; Mammalia; Rodentia; Cricetidae. The coding region runs from base 74 to 1003 and encodes 309 amino acids.